Molecule: messenger RNA, 988 nt
Organism: Arachis duranensis
Lineage: Eukaryota; Viridiplantae; Streptophyta; Magnoliopsida; Fabales; Fabaceae
Exons: 5
Coding region: 330-665 (111 amino acids)
Source: RefSeq, a predicted model, not a curated record
UCUGAAACCACUCUGGUCAGAUGUCUCUAAAAAGUAAAAGCCCUUUUCCCUUGUAAUUCUCUUGAAACCCCUCCGCUUUAUCUCCGAAAGACCAAACCCACACACUCUCAUCUCUCAAACACUCGUUUACGGCGCCGGCACUGAACAGACGACGGCCAUGGCAGGGAGGCGUCGAGUAACGGAACCACGACAGGUAGAGAGCAACAGAACUGAGGAGGCGAGACGAGCUGCGACCGCGAGAAAGAGCUGCGGCACCAACUGAUAUGAGGUGGAGAUGCGACGAUGCGAUGGAGCUAUGAAGUAGUCAAGCAGCGGAGGAGAUAACUCAAAUGAAAACUGACAACUUCAAACCUCUGCCACGCUGCGACGACACUCUUGAAUCGCGAUGGAGAACUGAGAUGGUAGUGACGAUGAACCGAGACAUUAGCACUGAACAGAGAUCAAUGUUGUUGUUGUUUGGGGAUCGGGGUAUUUUUUGUGAGGGUAAAGAGAAGAGAAGAGAAGAGAUGUUGAACAUUAAGAGGGUUCUCAAUGCUGUUUCGAAUUAUCAAAAAAGAGGAGGGGGAGAGGCUACUCACCCUGUAGGAGGAUGUGGUUACAGUUGCCUAAAAACUGCUGCAUUCAAGUACCGUACUACCGGUUAUGUCACUGAUAAUGCUGCUUGAUGUUCGUGUCACUGCUGGUGUUGCUGGCUAUUCGGUAACUGCUAUAGCUCCUGGUGUUGGAUUAUUGCCACUCUCAAGGAAUAAUGCAUUUGGAUGCAAUGUCACUUAAUGUAAUGGUUGACCCUAAGCAGCGCAAGCUUCAAUUCGCCUAAUAGAUUGGGAGCUUCCAGAGUUGUAUAAUAGACACAUUACUCUUCCUAAGUCAUUAAGCAUUUUAUAGAUACAUCUUUUAUUAUUGCUCUAGUGCUAUCCAUGCUCCUUUUCAUGGACGUUGGUCCAAACUUUGUUUCCAUUGAAUAAUUUUUAUUUAUUAAUAUUAUGAG